UUGCUCCCCGCCUCGGGUGGGCCGGCGGCGGGCUGUGCCCUUCCCAUCGCGGUUCACAGCUUCAUGGAUCCAAACGGGGGAGAAGCCUGGCAGCCCCCCAAGAAGGGCGAGAAGCGGCAGCGCCCCUCAAACCAGCCGGUGGAGGCGGCCCCGGCGAUGAAAGCGGGUUGUGAACUGGAGGAGAGGCAGCCCGAGGUCAAGAAAGCCCGCUUAUCUUCCACUUUACUUUACAAAAACUGUGAAAUAACUCACGACCAGGUGUGUGAAUUGCUAAAAUAUGCAGUUUUGGGCAAGUCCAGUAUUCCUAAACCGAGCUGGUGCCAGCUUUUUCACCAAAAUCACUUGAAAAAAGUGGUUGUGUUUGUGCUGGAGGGAAUGAGUCAACCGCACUUCUACAGAUACUACUUGGAGUUUGAAUUUCUCCGAAAGGCAUUCACACAUAAAUUCUGCUUGCCUCCUCCAUCUCUUGAUUUCUUAUGUGAUAUCAUUGGCCUGCAGAAGCAGCAGAUAGCUGGAGACCUGUCUAAGCCGAUGGAAGGAUCCUUAUCUCCCACCAAUCCAGAAGGAUGCUCCGACCUACACAGGAACCCUAUCAUUCACAAGUAUGGCUUUAAUAAAGUGGGCUUGACCAGAUGCCUGCUCACAAGGCAAGAAAUGAAAAUAUUUAAUUUCCCAUUACAAGAUUCUCUUGACUUUGAAGACUUUGCACCUACCCAGUGUGAUGGUUCUGUAACAGACAGCAGUCCUCUCUUUGGGCUUGACUGUGAAAUGUGUUUGACAGCCGAGGGGCAUGAACUCACACGUGUGUCUCUGGUCACAGAAGGAGGCUGCUGUGUUAUGGAUGAACUCGUUAAACCUGCCAACAAGAUUGAGGACUACCUGACCAGGUUCUCAGGAAUCACAAAGGAGAUCCUCAAACCAGUGACGACUAAACUGAAAGAUGUACAGAGGAAGUUACAAGCCCUGCUUCCUCCCGAUGCUGUGUUAGUGGGUCACUCGUUAGAUGGUGAUCUCAAAGCACUGAAAAUGAUCCAUCCAUAUGUUAUUGAUACAUCUUUGCUUUAUGUCAGAGAGCGGGGCAGAAGAUUCAAGCUAAAGUUCUUGGCCAAAGCUAUUUUAGGGAAGGAAAUACAAUGUCCAUACAGGUUUGGUCAUGAUUCUACAGAAGAUGCUAGAACAGCCCUUGAAUUAGUUCAGUAUUUCCUUCGCUAUGGUCCACGAAAGAUUGCAGACACAGAUCUGGAGACAUUAGUGAUACACCAAGACCUGCUGGCAGCAGACCCAGGGCUGAGUUCAUCAGCCCAUCAUCCGCCAAACACAAGUGUUCUGGAAUGCUUAGACUCCGUAAGCCAGAAGCUCCUCUUCUUAACUCAGGAGACACACGAUAGUGAGCUUUCUUCAUCCAGUAACUGUCAGACUAUAAAGUGCCUUUCUAAUAAAGAGGUUCUGAAGCUGGCCAGAGAGAAAGUUCCCUUCUUUCCCUUCAGUGUCAUUCAUUUCUCCUUUGAGCCCUUCUCCCCAGAACAUACAGAGGAAAUGAGCAAGAGGAUGAAGGUCAAAUGGGCCGAGAUGUCAGCCGUCUAUGCUGGGCCGUUCAGCCAAAAGUGUAACCGCAGGGAUCUAAAGAGACUGUUUAAGAGCUUUGGCCCAGUCCAGUCAAUGGCUUUCGUUCUUGAAACCUAUCAGCCACAUCUUUGUGUACAAUAUAAAGUCCUGGAAGCUGCCCAAUUGGCCAUAGAAACCUUGGAUGGCACACUGGUAGAAGGUACCUGCAUCAAGGUGCAGAGACCAGUGACUGAGCUCACCCUUGAUUCCAACACUCUUGUUCACGAACUGGAACAGGAUUCUGAGAAUAGAGGCACCAUCUACCUGGCUGGAGUGAACAAAGCCUUCAAAGAACAUCUGCUGCAGCAGUCCAGUCACUUCUCUGGCCUGGAAGCUUUGAUUUUGCCGAAAGAUCCUCAAACCGGAAAGCAGGAAAAAUACUGUUUCCUGAAAUUCAAGACGUACUCCAACGCAAAGAAAGCCCUCAGCAUUCUCACUGGGACAGACUGGAAACUGAAAGGCAGGCCUGGGCUAACCCCAAGGCACCUUCAGACUUGGCUCAGGAAUUCACCGCAGGAGUCAAGUCUCCUGGGACUUCAUGGCGUUGCUUAUCCCUCAGAGCAGCAGGCCUUGCAGACUCUGACACUGGACCACCGGAAGAUAGCAGCCUGGCGCUGGGGCCGGAAGAUAGAAAAACUCUACCACAGCCUGUGCCCGGGCACCCUCUGCCUUGUACUACUGCCAGGAACCAACAGCACGAAUGGAUCUUUCUCUGGCCUAGGAUUGAUGGGGAUAAAAGAUGAGGAGGAAAGCACCAUCUCAAACAUGCAUUUGUGAGUCUGCCCACCACUUACGAUCUGCCAGAGAAUGUGGUCAGGACUGUCAAACAAAUGGUUUUGUGUGGUGUGUGUGUGUGUAAAUAAUUUUUUUGGGGUGGGAGGGUAUAAAUAUUUCUGUAAAUAGCACAGGAACCAUAUAUUUGUAUGGCAUGUACAGAAUUUUAAUAAAUGUCUCACUUCAAGUUUUCCUGAUCCUAAA
Messenger RNA from Erinaceus europaeus (western European hedgehog), 2583 nucleotides. RefSeq names its product RNA exonuclease 5 (gene REXO5). The transcript has 19 exons. Gene Ontology annotation, cellular component: nucleus. The record is from RefSeq and is a predicted model, not a curated record. Gene Ontology annotation, molecular function: exonuclease activity; RNA binding. The coding region runs from base 64 to 2382 and encodes 772 amino acids. Lineage: Eukaryota; Metazoa; Chordata; Mammalia; Eulipotyphla; Erinaceidae.